This is a messenger RNA of Trichomycterus rosablanca, 3950 nucleotides long. RefSeq names its product zinc finger protein 770 (gene znf770). The transcript has 2 exons. The record is from RefSeq and is a predicted model, not a curated record. The coding region runs from base 137 to 3649 and encodes 1170 amino acids. Lineage: Eukaryota; Metazoa; Chordata; Actinopteri; Siluriformes; Trichomycteridae.
GAUAUAAGUGACGGAAAGAAGCGAGAACCGGAGCGGUUUGUUUAUGUAAAGAAUUAAAGAUUAAAUCUAAUGAAACCACAAAGCUGCCAAAAGCGUUUGGAUUAAAAAUGAAAUCUGAUGGUAUAAGGUGAAAAUCAUGAUUCACCGGUGUUCAGUCUGUCUGAAGCAGUUUGAUUUCUUCUCAAAGCUUCAGCGACAUUUACUCACACAUUCUGGAGAGAGACCUUUCUCCUGCGCCGUCUGCAAGAAGGCUUUUCGCCAAGCGUCUCAUUUAAAGGCACAUUUAAGAUGCCAUUCGAGGCCGAACGGCACUUCCGAGCGCGCGUUGGGAGCAGAUGAGUCGGAGGUGUCUUGUACAAAUUUGGAAGAAGGUUAUGUGCUCAACGUCCGAUCAGAGAUUUUGAAGGAUGCAAAGUCUGAGAGCCAACCGGACCAUCAGAACUGUAAAUUCUGGGACCUGGAUGAUGUGAAAAAUGCUGAAUUGGUUCCGUAUUCAGAAGAUGCUACGAUUACGCAGAACAAAGUGGACGGUAGUGAUCAAACCCAAGAGCAGCUCAGAUUUAGGUACAGGAAGGAAGACCGACGAAUAAUGGAUGAUACUCACACGCUGAAAAAAAAGACAGCAAAUCUGCCAAGCAGGUACCAGUGUGCGGUUUGUCUGAAGUGCUUCUCUGCACCUUCCAAACUUAAGCGUCACGUGCUGAUUCACUCCAGCCUGAGACCGUUCGGCUGCAAGUUUUGCACCAAGGCUUUCCGACAGCUAGCUCACCUCAAAGUUCACAUGGUUACACAUCUAUCGCAGAGGCACAUCAGAGCAAGGCGAAAUAUUCCCAAAAGUGGCAAGAGACAUCCACAGGGUACCACGGAAGCCUUGAAGUGCCUCUAUGAACCUCAGAAGAGGAAUCCGACAGAAGAGCCUGUACCUGUAAAGGAACCGAACGAGAGCACCUUUAAUAUGGAGUCUUUUCCUAAGAACAUGACGAGUUUGAACUAUAAAUGUCCAACAUGCCUGAAGUGCUUCAGCGCGCCAUCCAAGCUACGUAGGCAUUGCCUUAUUCACACCGGUCAAAGACCGUUUCAGUGCUCGAUAUGCGGCCGAGCGUUUCGGCAGCCGUCCCAUCUGAAAUCUCACUACAGUGUCCAUACUGGAGCCAAAAAGAAGAAUUCCUUCCUACAUCUGCCUGGUGCCAACCGCACGUCGAAGGCGAGGCUAAAGCGCCUUGUGAACAACAGUCUUGCUCAGAAGUUCCACAGAUCUGUAAAACAGAACCUGCAGAAACUAAAAAUGACUCGAUCGUCACCUGGUACAAGGGUCACCGUCGACAGUCGUGCUUCAGAAGUCGCCCUCAGGACCAGAUUGAACAGAAAUAGUAACAGAAUUCAGGGGUACGUUUGUACGGUUUGUUUGAAGGGCUUCAACGCUCCGUCCAAACUGAUGCGCCACGCCUUGAUACACACAGGGCAAAGGCCUUUCAGGUGUCCAGUUUGCUGCCGAGGUUUCAACCAAAAAGCAAACCUAAAGGCGCAUACAUGUAGAGGAAAAAGCAAAGCCACCCCAAGUAAGGUCCAGAUAUUAGAAACCUUGAUUGAUUUGGACCAAACUGGCACCGGAACUAUAGCUAGCAUCAGUGCGGGUGCAACAGAUAGCAAGGACGACUUUCUGUCCGACAGUAACGUGGUGGAAAGCAACGCCAACGACGUUUCUUCAUUAAAAACAAUUUUACCAGAUGAUACAGAUCUUGCUGCUCCCAGUACAAAUCCACCGUUUGAAGCUUCUGGACCGCUGAUUUUGCCCGAGGAAACUAAAGAAUCCAGUUAUCAGUGCACAAUAUGCUCAAAGACCUUCAACUUCCCUUCCAAACUUUCCAGGCAUCUGCUGAUCCACACGAACAUCAAGCCGUUCAAGUGCACCGUCUGCGGCAAGUCCUUCAGACAGCUCUGCCAUCUACAGUGUCACUCCAAGGUUCACACUCGUAAUAAGACUCCAUGUGCAAGCAAAGGUUCCCGCAGCACCGAUACAUCCGUUCCUAAGAUGUCCGAAACGAACACAUGCAGACCAGUUUUAGGAAGCAAUGAAGACCGAACUCAGAAUCUGGUUAAACGUGAAGACGUGGAGCACCAGAUCUCCAGAUUUCCAGUUCAAAUCCAAACGGAAGAUCAAACUCAAGCUGUAUCACCUCCUAAACAGAUGACAAGUUCAAGCAAUUCUUCAUUUUCCCAAACGUUAAACUCUGAAGUCACCAGCUCUUCAGUCCUUAAGUUAAAUCAAGAACAUGCCACACCAAAUUCUGAUAAGAUGGUGAGGAAACAUGAUUCUUCACAAUUCCAUUCCUUCACAGUGGAGAAAUCUGUGUCCUUCAUUCCAGACUUGGAGGUAACUAAUCCUCCAGCUGAAGUUCAGGAGUCAAAUCAAGCACAAACUGCUAAAACGAUCUCCAACCCAACGAAGAUUGGAGCCAACCAGUGCACUUUCUGCCUGAAGACUUUUGAUUUUCCGUCCAAGCUUACCCGGCACUUGCUGGUCCACACGGGGAUCAGGCCUUACAGGUGCCAAAUUUGUCACAAAUCGUUCAAGCAGCUGAGCCAUCUCCAGUGCCACCGGUGGGUCCAUAGUAGAAGAGGAAGCACCCUGAAGCUCGAACACACAGAGAUCUCGUCGAGUUCUCAAAACUCUUCCGGUUCUACGACUGCUUUUAAUGAACUGGACCUUCCUCAAGAAGAUCACAUCAUGUACAGCGGACAUCAUCAUCAUCAGGCCUGGAUUUCCAACGGCAACAGUGACGAUAACAGCUUCAGUUCGGCUCAUGUAGCCUGCAGGAUCAAGUCUGAAACUGAUCCUCCACAAGAUGAAUCUGGUUACUCCGUCUUACAGCACAAAGAAGAUCCACCUGCCACUGAUGGGACUUCCAGAAUCCUGUUUUCCUCAGGUCAGGACCGACAGAAUGAGGUUUGGUCUAGCAAUCACGGUCAGCCUGCGCAGACCUUCUCAAGCAAGCACUCGUACAUGGACUGGUCCAGCAGAUCAGAUACAGAGGAACAAUCCAGCGCUGAAAUGUCCAUUUGGAACGAAAUGCCUCAACCAGAAAGUGUUCAGUCCAGCAAUCAUGGUACACAUUCGUACAUGGACUGUUCGGGCAAAUACUUUGAACAAGUUGACCAAUCCUGUGUCGAUGGGAACUCUGGAAAUCCAGUUUGUGGUUUAGAGCAAGAGUUUAUGUUUAAAGAAAGUUUACAUUCAGUUCCUGAGAGUUCAUCAACCUUCUGUGAUAACUUCAGGCUCGGGUUCGAUUCUUAUCAGCACGAUCCGUCACGCUUCAACAGUUCCAAGACAGAAGAAGAUCCAGUAGCUCCUCACCACCUACCAAAUCUCACAAAACCUCUGAACGACCUCCCGAUCUGUUCUUCCUGCAGCCAGUGUUUCAACACCGUAGAGGAGCUCCAGGUACACCAGUGUCCGGUCCUCUGUCCUGAAGAAAAAGCCAGACGUUCCUACCAGUGCGCCGUCUGCUUCAAAAGCUUUGAAGCGCCGUCGAAAUUAAAGAGACAUUAUUUAAUCCACACGGGACAGAGACCGUUUCACUGUACCCAGUGUGACAAAGCCUUUACCCAGUCCAGUCAUCUCAAAACACACAUGCUGUCCCACAGGUAGCUUAUUUACCUUCCUGUAGGUCUAACAAUCAGACCAGACUCCAUUUAAUUUCCCAAGAUUACGAAUGUUCUGUUGAUCCAUCAUGAGGUUCUAUCACGCAAGCAAGUGCAGCUUCUUUUAGAAACCAGUUCUGAGUUAAUGUGACUUUAUGGUCUUUAUGAUUAGACCCAACAGAUUUUGUUUUUUGGUUGAUUAUAAAACUCUUUUCUGAGGCGUCUCUGUACUUUCUGUUCAUUCAUGUUUACUUUGUUGAUCAUGGUGCCCCCACCACCAUACUUCACUGUUGGUUUGGUGUAUUUAA